AUGGCGGCCCUUCGGGAGGACGACGAUUUGUUCACCAGGGCCAUAUCGGGCUACCGCAAAGCAUUUUUGCUUCGUCAUAACCACCUCCCUGAAUCUGACCGCAAUCAGCUCUGGAUUCAACGGCUUAAUCAAUUCAUGCCGGCCUGCAACAACAACAACGACGGCGACGACGACGCCACGCAGGAUACAACCCAGCCCACUACUUUGCCAGCGGGUGCCGAUACCCCUCUAUAUAAAGAUGUUCGCAGGCAUUCCGAGACAGAAAGCCCGGCCAAUCUAUACAACGACAAUGUGUUUCGCAGCCAGCGUCGCAGUACAUCAAGGGCAGGAUCACAAGCCUCUAUGGGUUCAAGGGCGUCACAAAAAUCGAGGUUCUCGACAGGAUCUCAAGUAUCGGAUGAGUCGAUGGAGCAGGGCCAGUCCGUUUUCCACGCAAUGGACGAUUUGAUCGAGGAGCACCUAAAGGCGAUAUUCCCAUGGCCGCGAUUGAUGACCUGUAGCGAAAAAUCCUAUAGGACUGCCGUCAAUCGUCUUCUAAUCAAGAUCCAUGAUGGUUAUGCGCUGUUGGACAAGACCUCGGACAUGACAAAAAAUGAACGCGAUAAAGCCCUUAUUUCGUUAUACGACGAGAUGAAGCUUGCCUUCAAUGACCUUCUGUCACAUUCCUUAAGUUCGAAGGUUCUAGAUGAAGUUUACAUCCAGUUUACUGCGCAAAUAUCAGAUUUUGCCCACAGAUUGGAUCGAUGUAUGGGUCUGAGCCCCGACGGAGAAGGUAGUAGACCUGUUGACGCCCAGGGUCAGCGCAGAGUCUUGCCAUCGUUGCUGGCGCGUGGUAAGCGCAAGUACAGAUGUGUCACAGCCAACAUAAAGAAUACGCUAUCUCCCAGAGCCUCCGUGCAACGGCCUAUGUUGUACUGCCACCUGUGCAACGACCAGGCCGAAGGCUUUCACGGGGAGCAUGAGCUGCGCCGGCACAUCGACCGCGUGCACGCGCAGGUGCGCAAAGUCUGGGUCUGCGUGGACAUCUCACCGGACAAGACGUUCCUCGCCAACUGCAAGGCCUGCCGGAACGGCAAGCGAUAUGGCGCGAACUAUAAUGCCGCAGCGCACCUGCGGCGUGCACACUUUCAGCCGUGUCAGCGUGGACGCGGGGGCCGUGGCAAGGAUAGUGAGAAACGCGGCGGGAAGGGCGGCGGCAACCACCCGCCGAUGGAGGUACUGAAGCAUUGGAUGCAGGAGACGAUCGAGCGGGCUGACGAGCAUUCGGUCGAGACCUUUGGAGCUGACGGUGUUGAGGAGUGUGCUGGGAGUCUGCCGUGCGGACUGUAA
This is a messenger RNA of Aspergillus fischeri NRRL 181, 1329 nucleotides long. RefSeq lists its product as uncharacterized. The transcript is spliced from 2 exons. The coding region runs from base 1 to 1329 and encodes 442 amino acids. NCBI's taxonomy places the organism in Eukaryota, Fungi, Ascomycota, Eurotiomycetes, Eurotiales, Aspergillaceae. The record is from RefSeq and is a predicted model, not a curated record.